Messenger RNA from Dinoponera quadriceps, 519 nucleotides. Its product is annotated as vacuolar protein sorting-associated protein 45-like. Gene Ontology annotation, cellular component: Golgi membrane. The record is from RefSeq and is a predicted model, not a curated record. The transcript is spliced from 4 exons. The coding region runs from base 1 to 432 and encodes 143 amino acids. Lineage: Eukaryota; Metazoa; Arthropoda; Insecta; Hymenoptera; Formicidae. Gene Ontology annotation, biological process: vesicle-mediated transport; intracellular protein transport.
AUGAAGCAAGAAGAUUGGGAACGAGUGUUACAGAAAAUAAAAACACUCAUCAAUAAUCAAAAAAUACGAGAUAUUGAUACUGUUAGACUUGUGAUGCUUUAUGCACUUCAUUAUGAAAAACAUGCAAACAAUGAUAUUAAUGGUUUAAUUGAAUUACUUAAGAAAAGAAAUGUUCCAGACAAAUAUAUUAAGCUUAUAUAUAACAUUUUAGAAUAUAGUGGUGUUAAUACAAGGCAAAGUAAUCUAUUUGAUCGAGAAGCAGUUGCAAAAAUAACUAAAAAAUUAUUUAAAGGAUUAAGUGGAGUGGAUAAUAUAUAUACACAACAUUGUCCUCUGAUAAAUGAAACGUUAGAGGAUUUAAUAAAAGGAAGAUUAAGUACGCAUGCAUUUCCAUAUUUUGGCAAUAUGAUAAUGUCACGAAGCUCGGUGUAACGUUGCCAGUUGUUUGGUAAUUGACGUUGCCGAAUGUUAGAUACGAGAUCGAAGCGUACAAUUCUUAUGUUUGCGUUCAGCGGUUCA